Messenger RNA from Colius striatus (speckled mousebird), 585 nucleotides. RefSeq names its product ADP ribosylation factor like GTPase 14 (gene ARL14). Lineage: Eukaryota; Metazoa; Chordata; Aves; Coliiformes; Coliidae. Gene Ontology annotation, molecular function: GTP binding; GTPase activity. Gene Ontology annotation, biological process: intracellular protein transport; vesicle-mediated transport. The coding region runs from base 1 to 585 and encodes 194 amino acids. The record is from RefSeq and is a predicted model, not a curated record. Gene Ontology annotation, cellular component: cytoplasm. The transcript has a single exon.
AUGGGCCUCCAGAAUGCCAAGCAUGCCAAAGUCAAGCAAGCCAAUAUACUGAUGUUAGGACUGGAUUCUGCAGGAAAAUCUACCCUGCUGUACAAGUUCAAGUCUAACGACGCUUUUUUAACGACUCCAACAAUUGGCUUCAACGUUGAUAUGAUCGAAACCGAGAGAGAUUUUACACUGACGUUUUGGGAUGUCGGAGGGCAACAGAAAAUGAGAGAGCUUUGGUGUAAUUUCCUGGAGAACACGGGCGGGCUGCUGUAUGUUGUGGACAGCUCUGACCAGCGGCGGCUGGAAGAAUCCAAGAGAGAAUUUGAACUCCUUUUAAAGAAUGAGUUUCUAAAGAAUGUCCCUGUGGUGGUGCUGGCCAACAAGCAGGAUCUGCCCGGAGCUUUCAACGCUGAGGACAUAACCAGGAGAUUCAACAUGCACAAGUACUGCAGUGACAGAAACUGGUACGUACAGCCCUGUUGUGCUCUCACGGGAGAAGGUUUGUCAGACGCUCUCCACAGACUCACCACAUUUGCCAAACACUACCACAGAUCAAAGGAGACUUCCAUGCUCUUCAAGAAAAUAGAAACACUCUAA